This is a messenger RNA of Condylura cristata (star-nosed mole), 1510 nucleotides long. It is a transcript of the gene ACP7, whose product is annotated as iron/zinc purple acid phosphatase-like protein. Lineage: Eukaryota; Metazoa; Chordata; Mammalia; Eulipotyphla; Talpidae. Gene Ontology annotation, molecular function: metal ion binding; acid phosphatase activity. The record is from RefSeq and is a predicted model, not a curated record. The transcript has 13 exons. Bases 231 to 1493 code for a protein of 420 amino acids.
GGCCACACACUGGGCCCCAUCUCUGGACCAGAGGCUUGGCGAAAACGCCUGCACCUUGCAUCUGCAGAACACCUGGAGAUCUCAUCGAAAUGCGCGUAAAGGAAUAGAAGAGGAACUUCCCAGAAGCUUAUUCUGUCCCAGGCCCAUGAAGUUGUUGCUCCCACCCCAUGGUUGGCCAGUGAUGGUAUUUGCCACUGAUCUUGAGGCCUGAAAUCCAAGAUGGGAGGUGGAUGCCUCUGGGCAGUGGACUGGUGGUUAAGCCCAGCUCUCCUUCCUCAGCUUACCUGACUUCUGCAGGGGAGCCCGGCUCCAUGACUGUGACCUGGACCACCUGGGUCCCAGCCGACUCGGAAGUGCAGUUCGGACUGCAGCCUUCAGGGCCUCUGCCCUUCCGGGCCCAGGGCGCCUUCAGCCCCUUUGUGGACGGGGGCAUCCUCCGGCGGAAGCUCUACAUGCACCGAGUCACGCUGCGGGGGCUGCUGCCUGGGGUCCAGUAUGUUUACCGCUGCGGCAGUCCUCAGGGCUGGAGCCGACGCUUUCGCUUCAGGGUCCUGAAGAAUGGGCCCCACUGGAGCCCCCGACUGGCUGUGUUUGGGGACCUGGGGGCUGACAACCCAAAGGCCUUGCCUCGGCUGCACAGGGACACUCAGCAGGGCAUGUACGAUGCCGUUCUCCAUGUGGGAGACUUUGCCUACAAUAUGGAUCAGGACAAUGCUCGCGUCGGGGACAGGUUCAUGCGACUCAUCGAACCUGUGGCCGCCAGCCUGCCCUACAUGACCUGUCCUGGGAACCACGAAGAACGCUACAACUUCUCUAACUACAAGGCUCGCUUCAGCAUGCCAGGGAACAACGAAGGCCUGUGGUACAGCUGGGAUGUGGGGCCCGCACACAUCAUCUCCUUCUCCACUGAGGUCUAUUUCUUCCUCCAUUACGGCCGCCACCUGGUAGAGAGACAGUUCCACUGGCUGGAGAGUGACCUGCAGAGAGCCAACAAGAACCGGGCCAGCCGGCCGUGGAUCAUCACCAUGGGGCACCGGCCCAUGUACUGUUCCAAUGCUGACCUGGACGACUGCACCCGGCACGAAAGCAAGGUGCGCAAAGGCCUCCAGGGCAAGUUAUUCGGGCUGGAGGAUCUCUUCUACAAGUAUGGGGUCGACCUGCAGCUCUGGGCUCACGAGCACUCGUAUGAACGGCUGUGGCCGAUUUACAACUACCAGGUGUUUAACGGCAGCCAGGAGAUGCCCUACACCAACCCCCGAGGCCCCGUCCACAUCAUCACAGGAUCUGCUGGCUGCGAGGAGCUGCUGACCCCCUUCACCCUCUUCCCGAGGCCCUGGAGCGCCCUGCGGGUGAGAGAGUAUGGGUACACGCGCCUUCACAUCCUCAACGGGACCCACGUCCACAUCCAGCAGGUCUCAGACGACCAGGAUGGGAAGAUUGUGGAUGACAUCUGGGUGGUGAGACCCCUGCAAGGCCGGAUGAUGUACCUCUAGGGACAGGGGCAGUUCUU